UACUGAAGAAAAUGACAGAGCAGAACAACAGCGGCCGGAACCCGGAAGACCGAAGUGCCAGUCCGCUUCUCCGUCAGCGUCAGGCAACCGCAGCCGCGCCCCUCCCCUCCCCUCCCCUACCUACCACCUCAGCGCCGGCGACCGCCAUCACUCCGGCGCACGCGGCCGCGGGCGCCUCCUCCCCGUGCCCGUGGCCGAACCGAGCCGCCACCCAGCGCCUCACGCUUCCGCGCGGCACGAGCUGGAAAGAAUCCACUAAUUCAGCAGCAGCAGCGGGCGAGCAGUCGAGCAGAGUCCACUGGGGCCAAGCAAUGGCCUCCGCCGGAGGCUUCGGGGGGCUCUCUCUUCUCCUCGCGCUGUCGCUGUGCUCCGCGCUCGCAUCCACGGUCCACGGCGAGGCUCCGAGGAGGUUCUGGAUCGAGGACGACGCCUUCUGGAAGGACGGGGCGCCGUUCCAGAUCGUCGGCGGCGACGUGCACUACUUCCGCAUUGUCCCCGAGUACUGGAAAGAUCGCCUUUUAAGGGCUAAGGCACUAGGCCUGAACACAAUCCAAACAUAUGUUCCUUGGAAUUUGCACGAGCCGGAACCACAGAGCUGGGAAUUCAAGGGCUUCGCUGACAUUGAAUCGUAUCUAAGACUUGCUCAAGAAUUAGAAAUGCUCGUCAUGCUUCGUGUAGGUCCAUAUAUUUGUGGAGAAUGGGAUUUAGGGGGAUUUCCACCAUGGUUGCUCACCAUAGAACCAGCCCUUAAACUACGAUCAUCAGACGCAACCUAUCUUUCCUUGGUAGAGAGAUGGUGGAGAGUCUUGCUCCCAAAAGUAGCACCACUGUUAUACGAGAAUGGAGGUCCAAUUAUCAUGGUGCAGAUUGAAAAUGAAUUUGGUUCAUUUGGAGAUGACAAGAAUUACCUUCAUUACCUUGUUCAGUUGGCCAGACGAUAUCUGGGGAAUGACAUUGUUCUGUACGCAGUUUCCCUUCUCAUAAUUUUUACCACUUAUUAUUGUCUGCUAAAUUUAUUACUUAUUCUAUAGAUUAUGUACAAAGUUAUUUAGGGUAUAACUGUAAUUUUGCAUACUUACUAGGCAUGGUAGUGGUGAAAUUUCAUACAACA
Messenger RNA from Triticum urartu, 1111 nucleotides. NCBI's taxonomy places the organism in Eukaryota, Viridiplantae, Streptophyta, Magnoliopsida, Poales, Poaceae. The record is from RefSeq and is a predicted model, not a curated record.